AUGGGCAGAGCGAUGGUGGCCAGACUGGGGCUGGGGUUGCUGCUUCUGGCACUGCUCCUGCCCAAACAGAUCUAUUGCGACCAAACAUCUGUUGCACCGCUUUCAAGUAACCAGACUAUCUCUACUGCCCCAAAUCCAACUAAUGCCACCACCAAAGCAGAUGACAGUGCCCUGCAGUCAAAGGUGGGUCUCCUCGUGGUCUCACUUUCUCUUCUACAUCUCUGCUGUUAG
Molecule: messenger RNA, 231 nt
Organism: Peromyscus maniculatus bairdii (prairie deer mouse)
Lineage: Eukaryota; Metazoa; Chordata; Mammalia; Rodentia; Cricetidae
Source: RefSeq, a predicted model, not a curated record